Messenger RNA from Eremothecium gossypii ATCC 10895, 1947 nucleotides. RefSeq names its product alpha-mannosyltransferase. Gene Ontology annotation, molecular function: alpha-1,3-mannosyltransferase activity. The transcript has a single exon. The record is from RefSeq and is marked provisional. Bases 1 to 1947 code for a protein of 648 amino acids. Gene Ontology annotation, biological process: protein O-linked glycosylation. Lineage: Eukaryota; Fungi; Ascomycota; Saccharomycetes; Saccharomycetales; Saccharomycetaceae. Gene Ontology annotation, cellular component: Golgi apparatus.
AUGGUACAAUCGCCGUCGAUAGCUAUAUUGGUUGCCUGGGGUCUCCAGUGCAAAGGCCUCCCGGACGCCAUUUUACGGACAGUCAUUGCACUCCUUUUAGCAACUGAUAGGUCAGGGAUGGUUAGCUAUGGUCUAAUGGGUAACUUUUCGAAGAAAAUGGUGCACAGAGGUAUGGGCCGUUGGAGAUUUCGAGGCCACCGAUGGUCGUUACGGUAUAUUCGAAUAUGUGUUCGAACAGUUAUGGUUUUCAGCAUGCUGGCCCUGGUCCUUCAAUAUAGCGGCAAGAUACUGGUGGCCUCAAUCUUGCACAAUAGCGUUCGUCCCAGCAGCAAAACACCGCUCCAUACAGUACAUGCUGUUGAACAACUCCAGUUCGGGAGAUGGCCGCUGGAAAAGAAGUGCCAGUGGUACUUUGCGAAAGAAAAGAGACAACAAUGGCUGAACGAAAUUAUCGAAAGGUCGCGUGGUCGCAUGAAGGAUGCCUCGGUGACAGCUGCCAUGCUGGAACGACUACGAGUGUUCGACACUUGUUUCAUGCAAGGAGAUAUAGGUCUUCGUGAGGUUUUUGGUGAGGACAUAAACUUGUACUCUCUCCAUCAUGAACUAUUUCCGUUUUUAAAGAAAGUACGCGAUUGGAGCGAACUGCUCCCCCAGGUAUUGGAUCUCAAUGAUGGGUCACGUUAUUUAUUGGGGAACAAGCUACCCGAGCAAGCAUUUAAGGUGGAUAACGACUUACCAUUUUGGGAGAAUUUGCGGAGAUCUUCGAGUGGGCGAGGGAUAGUAGCGACCGUGGCAGACAUUCAUCUUGAUCAAUUGAAGCGCCUGCUCCAUGUCCUUGAUGAACUGGGGAAUAAAUUGCCUAUAGAGUUGGUGUACAAGGGUAACGACUUCUCUCGAUUGCCUAUCAAAAGACUGAAAAGGUACGUUCGGCAGCACACAAAACAGCGAGUUCGGCUGGUGGACUGUUCGCGUGUACUACGCAGUACACAUAUACCUAAGAUAAAGAGGUUCAUGAAUAAGUGGUUAGCCACUAUAUUCAAUUCAUUUGAGGAAAUAAUACUACUAGACGUGGAUGUUGUGCCACUGGUUCCAAUCGAUAGCUACUUCAAACUUCCCGGCUACACUAAAACGGGCGCUCUGUUCUUCAAGGAUAGAACGCUUCCGGAGUACCUUCCUGUUUCAUGCACAAAAGCGAUACUACUCUUGCCACCAUCGUCGGAGGAGAACAAACUUUGGGGACAUUCUAUGAGAUAUCGAACACCAAUGACAAAAGCUGGCGCACUAGACCGGACCAAUUCCGCCGAAACAGAGGUUAUGUACAACUAUUUCAUCGAACGAUAUCGUCAUCAGGUAGAAACUGGUCUGGUGGUGCUGAAUAGAAAGCAACGGCUCUUUUCUCUGGUUACUUCGUUCAUGAUUCAUUUAAACUUACGAUUCAGCGAGUGUUUCCACGGUGACAAGGAAGUAUUUUGGCUGGGACAGCUGCUUACAGGAAAUGAGUACUCAAUUCACCCAAUGCCUGCAGCUAUAAUCGGUGAGCUUCAGCAGGGUGAACGAAAACUGGCUGCGACGGAAUAUCGUAUUUGCAGCACGCAGAUUGCUCAUCCAGAUACUGAUGGAACUGUAUUAUGGAUUAAUGGCGGCAUGUGGAACUGUAAAGAUAAUAAAGCUGCAGAAGAAGACUUUUCCGAUUACAACCGCUACUUCACAAGGAAAUUUGGCUCCCAGCAAAAACUAGCCGAUUGGUAUAAACAGACACUUAAAGUUACUGGUGUUUUUAGCCCAGAACUAAAGAAUUCAAAAUGGAUACCUGCAAAGGAAUGCAAACAAUCCGCAUUUUGCUCCUCUGUCUUUGUACAUGAUGACGAGGAGCUUCAAUCUCUGAAGGAUGCUGAUAUCUCGGUAUGCAAUCAUCUAGCGUCAGUUUGGGGCUCGUUGCCUGAAUAA